CCCGCACCCCGACCACCCAACCCCACACCCGCCUCGGCCCGGCCUCUAUCCUUCCUCCCGAAUCUCAUAAGCCCCCACCGCGCCGCACCCAUGGCCGCCGCAAUCGGGAGCCCCAGCCGCGCCGCCGCCAGCGCCCCGUCCCGCGCCGCCGCCGGGACCGCCCCCUCGCGCGCGGUGCUGAGGGUGGCGUCCGCCGGUCCCAGUCCCAGGAGGAGGGGCGCGGUGGCCGCGGCGGCAAUGCAGCCGGCGAAGGCGGUGGCCGCGGAGGCUUCCACGGCGGCGGCGGAGCUGAACGGCGCGGCGGUCGCGGGGAUGGCGAGGCCCGACGCGAUGGGGAGGUUCGGAAAGUUCGGCGGGAAGUACGUGCCCGAGACGCUGAUGCACGCGCUCACCGAGCUCGAGAGCGCGUUCCACGCGCUCGCCACCGACGAGGAGUUCCAGAAAGAGCUUGACGGCAUCCUCAAGGACUAUGUCGGCCGUGAGAGCCCCCUGUACUUCGCGGAGCGCCUGACCGAGCACUACAAGCGUGCUGAUGGCACAGGCCCUCUCAUCUACCUCAAGAGGGAGGAUCUGAACCACACUGGUGCCCACAAGAUCAACAAUGCCGUGGCGCAGGCCUUGCUUGCCAAGAGGCUUGGGAAGCAGCGUAUCAUUGCCGAGACCGGGGCUGGCCAGCACGGUGUUGCCACUGCCACGGUGUGCGCCCGUUUUGGGCUGCAGUGCAUCAUCUACAUGGGUGCCCAAGAUAUGGAGAGGCAGGCACUCAAUGUUUUCAGGAUGAGGCUUCUUGGUGCGGAGGUCAGGCCAGUGCAUUCUGGGACAGCAACCCUGAAGGAUGCGACUUCGGAGGCUAUCCGUGACUGGGUCACUAACGUGGAGACUACACACUACAUCUUGGGCUCGGUUGCUGGUCCGCACCCAUACCCAAUGAUGGUGAGGGAGUUCCAUAAGGUUAUUGGCCAGGAGACCCGGAGGCAGGCCAUGGACAAGUGGGGUGGCAAGCCUGAUGUGUUGGUUGCUUGUGUUGGUGGUGGAUCCAAUGCUAUGGGCCUCUUCCAUGAGUUUGUUGAUGAUCAAGAUGUGAGGCUGAUUGGAGUGGAGGCCGCUGGUCAUGGUGUUGACACUGACAAGCAUGCAGCAACUUUGACAAAGGGUGAAGUUGGAGUGCUCCAUGGAUCAAUGAGCUACUUGCUGCAGGAUGAUGAUGGACAAGUUAUUGAACCCCACUCCAUCAGUGCAGGCCUGGACUACCCUGGUGUUGGACCUGAGCACAGUUUCUUGAAGGAUAUUGGACGUGCUGAAUACGACAGUGUGACAGAUCAGGAGGCACUGGAUGCUUUCAAGCGUGUCUCUCGUCUGGAGGGCAUCAUCCCCGCCCUGGAGACCUCCCAUGCCCUCGCCUACCUUGAGAAGCUCUGCCCGACCCUUCCCGACGGUGUGAGGGUGGUGGUGAACUGCAGCGGACGAGGAGACAAGGAUGUGCACACCGCCAGCAAGUAUCUCGAAGUCUAAUAAAACACCAUAGAGGAGGCUGAACAAGGCUUUUCCAUGUCAAAGUUUUGAAGGGUUCGAUGAUAAAUUUAGCGCUGUUCCUUCGGAUAAACUACCCAAUAAUUGCUGGAAGCUUGUAUUGUAUUAGCUGGUAGCGCCUUUGUUUGUUUGUUUGUUGUCAUGUAUCAGAAUGAUGUUGAAGUGGAUAACUGAAUAAAUAAAUGCCAAGCUUUCUCCCCUGUUAAA
Messenger RNA from Panicum hallii, 1737 nucleotides. RefSeq names its product tryptophan synthase beta chain 1. NCBI's taxonomy places the organism in Eukaryota, Viridiplantae, Streptophyta, Magnoliopsida, Poales, Poaceae. Gene Ontology annotation, molecular function: tryptophan synthase activity. The transcript is spliced from 5 exons. The record is from RefSeq and is a predicted model, not a curated record. Gene Ontology annotation, biological process: L-tryptophan biosynthetic process. Gene Ontology annotation, cellular component: cytoplasm. Bases 91 to 1512 code for a protein of 473 amino acids.